This is a messenger RNA of Strongyloides ratti, 927 nucleotides long. RefSeq lists its product as hypothetical. NCBI's taxonomy places the organism in Eukaryota, Metazoa, Nematoda, Chromadorea, Rhabditida, Strongyloididae. The transcript has a single exon. The coding region runs from base 1 to 927 and encodes 308 amino acids. The record is from RefSeq and is a predicted model, not a curated record.
AUGAAUAUUAACAAUAAGAAAAUUAACAAUGAUGAAGAAUAUAUUGAAGUUGAUUUUACACCAAAUGUUGAUUAUAUUGAAACUGUUGUUUUAGAUUUAAAGAAAAAUAAUAUUAUUGAUGUUUGUACUUUGCAAGAGUAUGUCAGAUUAUUUAUUAAUUUAAUGAACUCAUUGAAAAAUCAAAAAAAAAGAGAAGUAAAAAGUUUUAGUGAUACAAGUAUUGUAAAAAAAACAAAAAAAAUUGGAAAAUUAUUAAAUUUUAGGGAUGAAUUGAUGUAUUUUGUUUCAAAUAAUAAUUCUCAAAAUGAGAAUAGAGAAAAAUUUUCAUCUUGGAAUGUAAUUAAAAAAAGAUUACUAAAAAAUGAAAUAAAAUUAAAUGAUAAUAAAUUAACACUCAAUAAAGCUCGAAAUAAUAAAGAAGUUUUUAAAAGUCAUUCAGCUAUAUUAAUACCACCAAAUGAUGUAUUGAGAAAGGAAAGAUUUAUGAAAUGUUGGCCUUCUGAUUACGAUAAAUUGUUGUUAUAUGUAAAAAAUGAAAUGAAUAUAUUAUUUGAAAUUAAUAAAGAUUAUAUAGAAGUUCUUAGAUUAAUGAAGAUUUUAAAAAGUAAAAAAGAAUUAUAUAAGAAAAAUGCCAAUAGUUAUAAAUUAUUAAUUCCUGUUUCUAUUAAAAAUGAAUAUUUUGGAACAGCAUAUAAAAAAUUACAACUAUUUUUUAUUUAUGAAAAAUUAGGUUUACCUCAGAAUACUAAUGAUAAUAUAAAAAAUUUUAUUAAAUAUGAUGAAUCUGUGGAAUAUGUAAAAUUUCAUUUAUUAAAACUUGAGUUAUUAUUUCAUCAAUAUGAGAUAAGACUUAUUCGUUUGUUUAUCAAGUUAAAUGUUAUGCACAAAGAGUUACUUGAAAUAAAAAUUAAAAAAAAUACUAAUUAA